GGAAAGGUACCAAAUGUAUCCGUAUGUCAUCCGCAUGUCAUCCGUAAUUUCGGAUCCGCAAUUGCAGAUCCACAGGAAGUAAACAAAAAAAAUUGCCCCAUGUGACUUUCAGCACCAGGGAGAGCUGAAGAGAAGGAAGUGUUGUGAAGUCACAGAUAGUGAAACUUCUGCAAUAUGACGUCGUUUGAGGUAGAAAAAAUGAUAAUUUUGAUACAGGAGAGGCCUGCCUUGUGGGACACAAGGGCUGAAGUCUACCAUGACAGGAUCAUGAAGGACCAAGCAUGGGAAGAAAUUGGUAAAGAGCUGAUAGGAACAGCAUGGGACUCUGCCUCAGUGUCCAAGAAAGAAACAAUUAUCCAGCAAAUCAAGAAGAGAUGGAAUACCUGUCGGGACCAAUUUCGGAGAGAAUUGAAUACUAAAAGCAGGAGUGGUGAUGGAAGCAUGAAAAAAAAACCCUAUUUGUAUACCCGACACCUUCAAUUUCUUCUUCCAAUAAUGGAUUUAAGAAGAACUGUGGACAAUCUCUCGGACACUUCCAAUCCACAAGCAUUGUCCGGCAAUUUGGCUGACAGACCAGGAAUGUCCACAGAUGAUAUCCAAGCGGAAAGUGAACAUCCUGAGGCCAUGGGGGAAUCUUCCGUGGCUUCAUUAUCUCUCCUUCACCAGCCUCUGCUGGAAAGAUCGCAAAAUCCAGAAGAGGUCACAGAAGUGGUAGAUGCUAUUCAAGAACCAGUCCAGGCCAAUCCAGAACCCAGCCAGCAACAAAGAGCAGCACCUGCUAGCCGUUCAUCUGGCAGACGAGGCCAAAGGGUCAUAACCGAUUCCGGUUUAGAUCUCCGUAGUCAGGUCGACAUGAUGGUUAUGGAGUAUUUAAACCGGAAUCGGUCUGACGGCAAGGAAGAAGUAGCUUUAAAAGGGCUCGCUCCUUCCUUGCGCCGUGUGCCAGAUGAACGGCAAACACGGUGCCUUUCUGCUCUGGUCAUGGUACUAGAUGAAUUUACGGACCCUGAAGAGCCACAUGAUGUUCUGCACUUUUUGGAAAAGAGAAGAGACCAAAGAUUAAAGGUCAUAACUCCUCAUUCCCGUCUUAACAGACUGGACACCCCAAUUGUGCACACCCCUGGCCCAUAUACUAGGGAAUUAUUUGACUUAUAAUUUUUUUUUGCUUGAAAUAAAUCUUUGUUAUCUUGUUUAAA
This is a messenger RNA of Bufo gargarizans (Asiatic toad), 1196 nucleotides long. RefSeq lists its product as uncharacterized. Gene Ontology annotation, cellular component: nucleus; transcription regulator complex. The record is from RefSeq and is a predicted model, not a curated record. Lineage: Eukaryota; Metazoa; Chordata; Amphibia; Anura; Bufonidae. The coding region runs from base 175 to 1155 and encodes 326 amino acids. The transcript is spliced from 3 exons. Gene Ontology annotation, biological process: regulation of transcription by RNA polymerase II.